Molecule: messenger RNA, 3890 nt
Organism: Microbotryum saponariae
Lineage: Eukaryota; Fungi; Basidiomycota; Microbotryomycetes; Microbotryales; Microbotryaceae
Source: the annotation of a GenBank genome assembly
AUGGCCUCUCCCGUUCGAACGUCUAUUUCCCUCACCGACUCUGAUCCGCUGUUGACGCCCUCGGGUUCCCAUUCCGGUUCGCCCUCCCGCGCCCGUCGUCCUCCUAACUCGACCACCCACCUUAACGCCGACCCCCACGCAUCUCUCUCCUCGAGUGCGGCCUUGCGGUCCCUCUCCGGUACGAUCCAGCCCAUAUCGUUCAAGAAACGAUCCGCGCCUCCCCCACCUGGUGCGGCUGCACGCGUCACCGAAGGCUUGAUGAACCUGCUCAGCUCGAGUCCCAAAGAACCGACCGCUCCGAAUCCUAUCGACCAGCUCCACGAGGGGCAUCAUGAUACGUUCCAUGGUGCGGCAGACCUUCCCGAUGCACCGCUCGCUUCUUCGAGGAUGGGCAAGUUGGCCGUUAGACCGAAUCAUAUCGACGUUCCGCCACCGGGUCCGUAUCGCACUUUUUCGGCCACUUCGAACGCGCUCGAUUCGGCCGAGGACGACGACGCGGAACUCCCGAAGAGUACAACCCUGCUCGUCAACGAGGACGAUCAAGACGAGGACGAGUCGGACGAUCAGGCGAGGAGAGGCUCGCCGAAUUGGCGCAAGAUGUCCGUCUCUGGCUCGGCGUACGGUACGAGGAAUCGACUCUCGACGACGACCAACCAGUCGAAAGCGGGCAGGAACUCGUUCGGAGCCGCAUCCGCUCAGCAGGCUCGACCCGGUUUCACGAGUCGGAAUGAUCAGCAGAGAUUGAGGGACCCGUUUCUCAGUCCGAGUGAGGAUGGCCGAUCGAAUCGGGGCGCGUUCGAGGCGCGUGGGACGGGGAUGGGAUCUCCAGGUGCCGAGGCCGAGGACGAGGAGCUGAUCGAGAAGGAACCGACGCCGUUGCCCAAGAUUGCGUUGAUCGUACUGUGAGUUGUACUCACAACAUGAUUAUUUGCCCUCCCGACGACGAGGCUGACCUGAUGGUACUCCCCCUUUUGUACCCUACAGCUGCAUCUGCAUGUUUGGCGAAUUCCUGAGCGCGUCCCUGUCGAGUCGUGAGUUCGCAUGUGAUCUCGGUCACGUUCACAUGCCGCCGAGUCUUUGACCAUGCUGAUCCGUGAAAUGACCUUGUCCUACAUACAGCAUUCUUGUACUUUAUGAUCGAAGGCUUUGGCGUCGGCCAAGGUCCCGAAGGGGGUGGCGAGGCCGUCGUCGGUUUUUGGACGGGAGUCGUAUCGUAAGUCUUUGCGCAUAGACAACGUCGCCCACCUUGCAUUUACUCAUCAAUCUAUAAUCACAGAUCUGUUUUCUUCCUCUCCCAAUUCCUCACCUCGUUGUUGUGGGUCUCGGUCGCUGAAAAGCACGGACGUCGCGCCGUCCUCUUCACUUCCUUGCUCGGCAAUGGUGUCACCCUCAUGCUCUUUGGAACGUCCAAGAAUCUCGGUACCGCGAUCUCAGUCCGUCUCGGAAUGGGCCUCUUUAACGGUACGUCGAUCUUCCUGCACCUUGCCAGAGUCGAUCCUGACUGGACUUUCUCACCCUCUCAGGUGCCGUCGGAGUUGCUCGAUCCGCGGUCCAAGCCAUCACCGACUCGUCGAACGAAUCCAAAGCUUUCACCUACAUGGGGCUUUCGUGGGGUCUCGGCGGUAUCGUUGGCUCGAUCAUCGGUGGUCUCGCCGAGAACCCGGUGCGCAACCACCCGCGCUUUUUUGGCGACUCGGUCCUCUUCAAAGAGUACCCUUAUUUGCUCCCUUGCCUCAUCGCUGGAUCGGUCACGACCUCGGGUGCGAUCCUGUCGCUCUGCCUCGAUCGGGAUGGAGGACCCCGAUCGGCUUCGAUCAUGUUGCCCUCGGAGAAGGACGUCGAACGCGCUGCGAGGUCUUUCACCUCCAUCGCGAAAGGCUUUAUCCGUCGCGUUAUCUCCACAGUCCGCGGUCGAGGUCAACCCAUUCGACUUGACGAAACGACGGUGGGGCGUGAUUCGGCCGUCUCAUUGCAAGCGUCGCCGAACCGUGCUCAGCGCGAACCUUUGCUUUCGCCGAUCGGGCUCGGAUCCAACUAUCAGAGCAACGGGACGUUAUCCCCUUCUAUCGCCGCAACGGACGAUCGACAGACACCUGCGACGCGACGCGCCUCGAAUCGGUUCAGUGGUUCGGCGUAUGGGUAUGGCCGACUGGGAUCGGGGAGCGAGACCGGUGCGAGUGCCAUGAGGAUGCCGAGUGCGCGAAGGACGGGCAGGUCCGCGUCCAGAACCAUGUCCGUUGCGACGACGAAUGCGUACGCGCCCGAUUACGACUUUGAUCGAGGGGAUUUCUCGUUUGCUCAAAGGUGGGAAUCUCUUGCUCGAGUCAGCUUGCACGGGCUCGUACCGAGCUAAUCUGGCCUCGGAGGCUCUCACAGGCUCCUGAUGGCGAACGAACAAGCCGUGUUUUCCAUCUCGGAUCUUUGGGUCGCCAAUGCGACGCGCGAAGCUGACGAUCAAUACUCGCAAGUCGAGUAUGCGGAUUCCGUAUUCGAGGACGAGGAGUCGCGCAUCGGUGGAACGGGGACGCAUGGCGGUCGAACGAAUACGAGUAGGGUUGCCGGCGACGACGAAUCGCGUCUUGAUGUCGACGAUUCGCGCUUCUCGCUUUCGGCCGAACCGGACUUUUUCGGGUACGGGACCGCACCUCCGUCGAUGGAGGAUCUGCGAGGUCACGCACGACUGCAAGAGUCGCAACAAGGUGGCAGCGGGACGAUUUCCCCCGGUGCGGAAUCGCUCGCCUUGCCUGGCCAGGCGCGGCCCCGUGAUCGAUCGGUUUCUCGAGCGACGAUGCCCGAUCGUUACGCAUCACCGAAUCGGAUCUCGUCCUACGGUGGCGGUCUCACGCAACGGUUCCGACGUGGAAGUAUGGCCUCUUCCGCUGCUCCGGGUCGAGGCGCGCCUUCCAUUUUUGCCAACACCGGUCUGGACGACGAAACGCUCGUGCAAUCGACGCAACAUGCGCCACCUCCUGGAUCGCUUGGAGUGAAGACCGACGAGUAUGGUGCAGGCGGCGGAUUCGACCCCAUGGCCCCUAUCCCCGAAGGUCGACCUGCGAGCGUGAUCGAGUACAACGAGGCGGGGGAUGCGGAUUCGGUCGAGGUCAAGGCCGAUACGACGGGUCUGUUGAGGCAGUUGCCGUUGUCGAUGAUUGCGCAGUACUCGUUGUUGGCGCUGCACGGGUGCACGUGUGAUCAGAUCUUCUUGUCAGUCUCGAAGGGACUCGGUCGAUCCGAGGGAGGUGCUGAUGCCAACUGUUUGUACGUGCAGGUCGUUUCUCGUCACCCCUGUUCCGUCGGGUGGUCUCGGCCUGCAAGCGAGCAACUACGCCAUGCUCGUCGCGUGCAUGUUCUUCUUCACCAUGGUCUGGCAAUUCCGUCUCUACCCCUUCGUCGGACCUCCGCAUGGCUCCCUGUCCCACCUCGCCAUGUUCCGCCUCGGUCUGAUUCUCUACAUCCCCGUUUACAUCCUCUUUCCCGAGUUGAGGGGUCUGUUGAGGGAGAGCUCGAAUUCGUUCGUCAUGUUCGGGAUGGUGCUGUUGAGUUCGUUGAGGUACCUCGCGAACACGUGUUCGUACACCGCUGUAAUGGUACGUCCUCGGCGCAUUCGAUGCCGUCGAGAUGACUCGAACUGAACCUCAUCCUUGCCCAUCAAACAGGUUCUCGUCAACGCCAUGUCCCCACCGCAUCUCACACCCCUAGCGAACGGACUCGCCCAAUCAUGCGUCUCCUUUGCGCGCUUCAUCGGCCCCUUGAUGGGAGGAGCGAUUUGGGCCGCCUCGAUCGCCGAUGGACCGAACGCGCACGCUUGGCCGUUCAAUUACGCCUUCCCCUUCAUUUGUAUAGCGACGAUUUGCUUCAUGGGCUUCUUGCAUUCGUUUAGGAUUCAUUGA